GUGCAGGGUUUCCGGCAACGAGGCGGAAGUGAAGAGAGGAGUGGCUUGCGCUGCUCACCUGUCGACAGGUGAACCGAAAACAGAGAAAGGGAAGAAAAGGAGAAAAACGGCGAGAGAAUGAGUAACCCCAUCCCCUCGAAUCUGAAGUCAGAGGCUAAGAAGGCCGCCAAGAUCCUGAGAGACUUCACCGAGAUCUCCAGCCGGACCGGGCCGGACCGACUCAUCCCCCCUCAUGUGAUCGCCAAAGCAGGCCUCGCCAUCAUCUCCGUCAUCAAGGCCGGCUUCAUGAUCACGGCCCGGGGGGGCAGCGGCAUCGUGAUCGCACGGCUGGGGGACAGACGCUGGUCGGCUCCAUCCGCCAUCGGUAUCGCCGGCCUGGGCGGAGGCUUCGAGAUCGGGGUGGAGGUGUCGGACCUGGUGAUCAUCCUGAACCAGCGCCGGGCGGUGGAGGCGUUCACGAAGGGCGGGAACCUGACGCUAGGGGGGAACUGCACGGUGGCGGUGGGCCCGAUGGGAAGGAACGUGGAGGCGGACGUGUCUAUCCGCAGCCCGGCAGCCGUCUUCACGUACUGCAGGUCCAGAGGACUGUUCGCCGGGAUUUCUCUGGAGGGGUCCGGCCUGAUCGAGCGCAAAGACACCAACCGCAAGUUCUACGGGCGGGAGAUCCGUGCGUCGGCCAUUUUGAACGGAGACGUUGAGCCGCCGCCAGAAUGCUACGAUCUUUACCAUAUCCUGGAGGAGUACACCGACGCCUACACCGCCGACUGGACCAGCAAGAACAUGCGUCCGAAGUCAUCUGGUCCUCCAUCCAGACCUUCAGUUCCACCUCAGCAAAGACCGUCAGCCAGCUACCAGCAACCAGCCGGCUACCAGCAACCAGCCGGCUACCAGCAACCGUCAUCUGGCUACCAGCAACCGUCAUCUGGCUACCAGCAACCGUCAUCUGGCUACCAGCAACCAGCCGGCUACCAGCAACCGUCAUCUGGCUACCAGCAACCGUCAUCUGGCUACCAGCAACCAGCCGGCUUCCAGCAACCAGCCGGCUUCCAGCAACCAGCCGGCUACCAGCAACCAGCCGGCUUCCAGCAACCGUCAUCUGGCUACCAGCCGCCUCCAGCCCCCACGGGUAAAAACGCGCUGUAUCCGAGCAUCUCCGUCUAUAAAUCUGAGACUUCAGGCCAGGUUGCCUCCAGAAACCCCCCCAACAACGGUGGAGGCGGAGCUAGCGGAGAGCUCGUCGUCACAGCGACGCACCCGUUCACGGGGCAACAGCCCGGAGACCUGAGCUUCGUCCCCGGCGACAGCAUCACCGUGGUUACUAAGACUGACUCACAGUACGACUGGUGGGAGGGUCGUCAUAGCGACGGGCGCGUGGGAAUCUUUCCCGCCAACUUUGUGGCAUUAUGAGUCUACGGCAAGCCGGAGGGACAAAUCAGGGCUUUGAUUAAAACGAGAGAAAAUACAGACCAUCAAUCUGCAAAUAUUAGAUUUCCAUCCUAAAAAUGUUGUUUUCAGCAUUCAAAAGUAUUUAAGAUCAUUAUAAUAAAGGUAAUAUUCAGGAUAUUGUUGAUAAUUAUUCUAUUUGAGUGACAUUUAAAACAGGAUGUACUAUUUAAGACAAUGUCAUAAAUAUUUAAUAAAUACCCAUCUUUAAAAUCUGUCUCCACAAAUGAACACUAAAGCAGCGUUCUGUUUACAUUAAAGCCUUUAGAAGUUAUUAAAAUGAUGAAAUAUUUAUCAUUUUCUGUUUUAAACUUAAAUCACAAAACCAAUUUUAUCUUUUUGAAAAACUUAUUUCACUUCAAUAAUUUAAAUAAAAGCACUUUUUAAAUUUUGAAAUGACAAACAAUUGAAAUACUAUCUCAAACUUUAUUCAUGAUGUUCUGACUCAUUGGUAAACAAUCUACUUCCUGUUGUUUCCCGUUAAAAUAUAACCAAGAAAACAACAGGAAUCAAAAGCUAAUGUCAUGACAAACUUAGGACUAAAAUCACUAAAACACUUUAAAUAAAAGCACAUUUUCCCCUUUCAUUUGACUUUAGUGAAUUAAACUCACAUUACUCUUCUUUUUGGGUAAAUAUUUUGUUUCUUUUUUUACUAAAACAGUGUUUAAAUGUUGACGUGAGAUCUGUUACAACUGGGAUGUGGAAUAUUCUUUGGACAUCUUUAUCUGCUCAUAGUUUAAUUAAAAUAAUCACGUGUUGGAGGUUGGAUAAAGUGCCUAAAUAAUUCUACAAUAAAUAUAAAGAUAAUAGAGACUGUGCUGCUAGUUUUUUUUGCCAAAGAAAAUGUUAAAUAAAAUAUCUAAACCCACUGAGAAA
This is a messenger RNA of Eleginops maclovinus (Patagonian blennie), 2319 nucleotides long. RefSeq names its product SH3 and SYLF domain containing 1 (gene sh3yl1). Lineage: Eukaryota; Metazoa; Chordata; Actinopteri; Perciformes; Eleginopidae. The record is from RefSeq and is a predicted model, not a curated record. Gene Ontology annotation, molecular function: protein binding; phosphatidylinositol binding. Gene Ontology annotation, biological process: regulation of ruffle assembly. Gene Ontology annotation, cellular component: ruffle membrane.